Messenger RNA from Miscanthus lutarioriparius, 2409 nucleotides. Lineage: Eukaryota; Viridiplantae; Streptophyta; Magnoliopsida; Poales; Poaceae. The record is from the annotation of a GenBank genome assembly.
AUGGGCGGCGCGAUGAGCGUGGAGGAGGAGGUGGAGCGCGGGGAGGAAGAGGAAGAGGAGGAGGAGGACCUGUUCUACGAGUCGCUCGACCGCAUCCUCUCCUCCUCGGGCUCCUCCACCUCCGCCUCGGACGACGACGGCGCCGACCGCCCGCGCCGCCGCCGCGGCUGCGAUGCGCCGGCCGCGGCUGUGGCCGCGGCAGCGGCGCUCGACCUGUGGACCUCCCAGCCGGCGCCCGUCCAGGAGCGGCGCCAGCGGCUGCUCCAGCUGAUGGGGCUCGCCGGGGAUCCUUCCCUCGCCGGGUUUGAGACGGGCCGGUCCGCCUCCGAAGACGCCGCGGGCCCGCCCCCGGCCUCCCCCGUCUCGCGGUCCAGAUCAGGCGGGGCCGCCCUGGGCUCCGCCGGGAAGCCGCCACUCGGGGGCGGCCGUCUGCGGUCCUCCUUGUCCGACGGCUCCGAUGCUGCCGACGAGGACCCCAGGUGCUUGAUCAGGAACCUUGACGACGGCAGAGAGUACGUGGUGAGGGAAGAAUUCGGUCUCCGCGAGGUCGGCACGGGGCGUCACCUUACCGUUGAGGAGCUGGCCCGCUCACCUAUUGUUCAGGAGCUUAUGCGCCGACAAGCUUUCAGUACUCCCAACUCCAACUGCACCUCAAAUUCCCAAAGUGGCGCCUCCACGCCGAUCGAGAGAUCGAGCUCAGGUUCCAGCAACGGUGGGGCGCGCUACAAGCGGCGUAGCGGCUGGCUCCGCAGCAUCCGCUGCGCAGCUGGCUCCUUGGUCACCCACUCCCGUGACCGCCGCAGCAGCGACGAGAAGGACACGUCUUCAGACAAAGGCGGCCACCACUCCUGCUCCGCGACGGAUGACAGCCAGGACAGUGUUCCACGCCAUGGCCCCGCCCGAGUCAAGGUGCGGCAGUACGGGAAGUCACAUAAGGAGCUCAGUGGCCUGUUUAUGACGCAGCAGAUACAGGCACACAAUGGUUCCAUCUGGAGCAUCAAAUUUAGUCCUGAUGGCCGUUACCUUGCGAGUGCCGGGGAGGAUUGCAUAAUUCAUGUUUGGGAAGUGUUGGAGUUCGAGAGGGCAGGGAAGGAGAGGGAGGUGAAGGAGAACGGGGUGUGCAAUCCGCUUGUUGCUUUGGUGUGCAAUGAGUCAUCAGAGACGAUGGUGGCAUCAGCUGCUCCAAGUGGGAGCCAUUGGGAGAAGAAGCUGCGAUCAAAGGUACUGCACAGUGGGGGAUCAGUGAGCUCAGACAGGUUGAUGGUGCCUGAGUAUGUGUUUGCACUGUCCGAGAAGCCUGUGAUAACCUUUGCAGGGCAUUCAGAGGAUGUGCUUGAUCUCAGCUGGUCCAAAUCUCAGUAUUUGCUUUCAUCGUCAAUGGAUAAAACAGUACGGUUGUGGCACAUGUCAAGCACUUAUUGUUUGAAAACCUUCUCACACACUGACUAUGUGACUUGCAUCCAGUUCAAUCCUGUUGAUGAUAGAUACUUCAUUAGUGGUUCCCUGGAUAAAAAGGUUCGUAUCUGGAGUAUUCCAAAGCGUGAAAUUGUUGAUUGGGUCGAUCUUCAUGAAAUGGUUACUGCUGCCUGCUAUACUCCAGAUGGAAAGGGCGCGCUGGUUGGGUCCCACAAGGGCAGUUGCCAUCUGUAUGAUACAUCUGAUGACAUGCUUUGCUACAAAACACAGAUCGACCUGCAAAACAAGAGAAGAAAAUCUAGCCAGAAGAAAAUAACAGGAUUUCAGUUUGUCCCAGGGGAUUCUUCAGUGGUCAUAAUCACAUCUGCAGAUUCACGAAUCAGAGUUCUUGAUGGUUUUGAGCUAGUUCAUAGGUUUAAAGGAUUCCGAAACACCAGCAGCCAAAUCUCAGCUUGUUUAACUGGAAAUGGGUGGUAUAUUAUCUCAGCAAGUGAGGAUUCCCAUGUAUAUGUCUGGAGGAACAAUGAUGGUUUGAAACCAAGUAGAAAGAAGGGCAUUGUUUCUGUUACAAAUACCCAUGAACACUUCCACUGCGAGAGUGUGACAGUUGCUGUUACCUGGCCUUUUACCAGCACCACAAUGACUUCUUUAAUGAACCCCAGGAAACAAGAAGAGCUUGAUCGUGGGUCUGAGAAUGACUGUUCACCGCAAGGUCUGCAAACCAAACUUGCUAAGGAACAGGAGAUGCCAGAUGUUGAGUACCGGAGCACAAAUAUCACAAGUAACUUGAAUCAUAAUGGUGACCGGACAUCUCCGACUUGGCCUGAAGAACUUAUCACACCAUCAAAUCAGAAUCUCAGGGCUACUACCUGCCAUGCCAACGAGGGAGAUCAAGCUCUGAAUCAGUCGGCCUGGGGCCUAGUAAUUGUCACAGCAGGCCAUGGAGGUCAAAUCAGAACAUUUCAAAACUUUGGUUUUCCUGUAAGAGUAUAG